Molecule: messenger RNA, 2775 nt
Organism: Aspergillus nidulans FGSC A4
Lineage: Eukaryota; Fungi; Ascomycota; Eurotiomycetes; Eurotiales; Aspergillaceae
Exons: 2
Coding region: 1-2775 (924 amino acids)
Molecular function (GO): ATP binding; ATP hydrolysis activity
Source: RefSeq, a predicted model, not a curated record
AUGAAUCGAACUGUGGGGGACGACUGGGAUUAUACGAUUGAAGUCUGCAUCGGCCGGCCCAACCUUCUGGAAGAGAUUCGUGAAGAACUCAGGAGGAGAGAAGCAAUCGAGAAGAAGACAUAUUCCGGCAAUCACAGGCCUCUGAUGGCCGAAUCUCCGGAAAAAAUUGGUGAAAACCGCAAGUUGCACCGGGUGCGCAUAAGAUCGCCAACAGUGCUCAGUCAUCUCGAACGUCUAACCCGCAAGCUGGGUAACGGUUCUAUUUUGAAUGAGGAGGACAACUUGGUGUUUAUGUACCCCUUUUACAUCUUAGGAGUCUAUCUUGACGACAUGCGUGAAAUCCUAGCUGACAUGGAGAGAGGAGUGCUGGCGUCUGGCUCUAUCCCCCCCAGCGAGCCUGAGCCCAAAGGCCUGUCUCCAUCAGUGUCGCCGUCGCCCAUUGACCAGAUGAAGUGCUUCGUUCAGUUCGUGGAAAGUUCGAUCCUACCCAUCCAUACCGCUCUCCGACAGCUGGACGCCCAAACCAGUAGAAGAUUGUCUUAUGCGGAAAUCUCAUUGCUGCUUGAGCCGGGUGAGCUAAUCUACGUCGCCCCCUCGCUCAUGACGACGAAGAUGCUGGAUCGAUCAGCAGUCCAGACUGUUUUCCGAUGUUUGACCCGAAUCCCAGCCGAUCAUCCGAUCAGCAUCGACGACAGCGGCUGGCUGUCCUCCGACAUAGGACGUCUUCUGGCGGAUGUAUACUGCCUGGACCAUGAUGGUGAAGAAUACACCGUCUGUUGGCGCAAAUUGGAGAUGGAAUAUUUCGACGGGGAGAAAGACAUUACCGCUUUGCCCUUCUAUCCCUUGAAAUUUCAUCCAAAUUACGAGCGAUUCCUAUCAAACCGUGCUCGGCAGGGAACAGCAUUCCGAGCGCUCGUGGAGGACGAAAACUUGCACCACUACUACGCAGGUUGGACGCUCAUUACUGGUCUCUUUGAACGGACCGAGUCAGACGGAAAGUCCACGGAGUCCAAGCCGGAGGAUUCAGAGUAUGUCGAUAGCGAGGUCUUUCUGGACACCCAGGAAGCACGACGACAUAUGGACGACUGGUCCUCUCUCCGUGAGCCUUUCACAACGAAGGGAAGCCUUGCCAUCAACGACGGCGCGAAGUUCUGUCUAUGGCAUAUGACUGAAAAGAAGACUGUGGCAGAGAAGCUGAACAGGAUACUCACGCGCGAAGACCUUGUCUACUGGCGAGCAAGGGAGCGAUAUCUCCUCGACAACAAAUGGGUGAUCGACGACCGGGUCUUUAUAAAAGAGGAAUGGACGGACGAAGAUCUAGCGCUGCUUCCCAAAAGAGUCUACGGAUACUCGUUACGGGACAGGAAGUUCUUGCGGCUGGAUGUUGACAAAUUCCGACCACACACGCUCAAGACCAAAGCCAAUCUGGACAAGAUCGAGAUCAAAGAUAGCCACCGCAUGAUAAUUAGAGCUGCGGUCAAGUCCCAUUUUGACAGAGCGGCACAGGUCCUGAACCGAGACGAGGCCACUCAUGUCCCCGACAUCUUCGAGGGCAAAGGCCGCGGUCUCGUCAUCCUUCUUCAUGGCGCCCCCGGCGUCGGCAAGACUGCCACAGCGGAAGCAGUGGCGCUAGAAUUCGACAAACCCUUAUUCCAGAUUACUUGCGGCGAUCUGGGCACGGGGCCCGCGGAGGUGGAAACGUCACUGAAGGCGAUUUUCCGCUACGCGAACAUGUGGAGCUGCAUCUUGCUCCUAGAUGAAGCAGAUGUUUUCCUGACUCAGAGAAACCGGACAGAUGUAGAGCGGAAUGCGUUGGUCUCAGUGUUUCUCAGGGUCCUAGAGUACUACAGCGGGGUCCUCUUCUUGACCACCAACCGAGUUGGCGCACUAGACGAAGCCUUCCGGUCGCGUGUGCACCUCAGCCUGUUCUAUCCGCAUCUGAACCGCACUGAUAUGGCGAAGAUCCUAGAGAGCAACCUACAGCGACUACCGCGGGACGACAAAUUGAGCCCUGGAGCCACUGCAGGCCCAAACCAUGUCACUGUGAUGGACAGUGAGAUCCGGGAGUUUGUCCUGCAGCAGUUCGACGAGCACUAUAAGUUGCACGAGAGAGGACCCUGGAAUGGACGGCAGAUCCGCAAUGCUGUUCAUAUUGCCAUGUGCCUGGCCUUCUUUGAGAACGGCAGGAAGGGCCGCAGGGCUCCGGCCAUUCUAACCGCGGAGCAUUUUCGCAAAGUCCACGAAACUAUUGCCGAAUUCGAGGACUAUUUGAGAGCCGCUCGAACCGUGGAUGAUGAGACCCUGGCUCAGAUGGAAGGAUUGCGAUAUGAUAAAGAAGGGCAGGCGUACAAAAGGCAACUUGUCGGCUCUACUAAAUUUCACAGAUGGUCAGAAAAUGAGCGUCAAGUGACUCAUCAACGCCAAUCCGUCCGCGAGCAAGGACAGUCAUAUCGGGAAACGACCUCUUAUACACCGUCUAGGCGCUCAUUCCUGGGUGGGGAUAUCGACUCUCCACCAGAAUCCAGGUUUAGCGGAUCGGGGGCCGCAGCGAGACCAACCAGCCAGCGGUACCCGCCGCGAGAAAUAGACGACUCCCACCUGGCGCACGAGAGAUAUAACAUGUCUGACUCUGGUUACGGAGAGACAGGUCUGCGUGGGACUCCGAGGAACUACAAUUUGUCUCCAGACAGACCACGAACUCCAAAUCGUGACUACUUGGUAGACGGCUCGCCUGAAUCAGUUCGCUCAAGGUCUUCGGUCCGAGGGAGAGAUUGA